AUGAAGACUUUCAUAGCUGUUCUCCUCCUGACCGCCUGUGCGGCUUAUGUCAGUGCUGAACAUAUGGCUUUUCACAAAGCCGUGUUUCAGUUUUUGGACAAGCGUCACGAUGAAAGAAUGACACAGAUACUAAGAGACAACGGACUACCUGAGGACACUAUACCUGCUAACGAUCAUCACGAAAAAUCCCCAGAAUGGAUGGUAAAUAUAAAGAGUUCUAAGUAACAAUUAAUUAUACCACGAGUGCGCUUUGGAUAUGAGAUGGUAGAUAGCCAACGAGGCGUGUAACGCCGGGUUGGCUAUAAUCAUCUCAUAAUAACAAGUGCGAGUGGAAUAAUUUUUUUAUUGAAAACACCCACAAAAUAUCGAGAAGUCUUCCCGACUUCUUUGAGCGGACGCUUGCAAUUACCAUAUUUUGAGAGCAUGGUAUAAUAGCUCAUAUACCAUGAUGGUUAAGCCAAUCAGAGCUCUAGAAUGAAUUGCAUUAUCUAAUGACUCAGUUUUUGACAAUCCCUGGUACUCAAUAUCACCAUUAAAAACAGUUAUAGGUUCCUACAAAAGAGAAAGGAACUGUGGAAUAUAACGAACAGUAAACUGAGUGUGACUGAGAGUUACUUCUCAUACCUCUCAUUUCAACCGAAUCAGACCUCAGUAUAAUCUGAGUGCGACUGCAAUACCUCUCAUUUAGACCAUAUCAAGCCUUUAUAAACUGAAUAUUACUCGACUGUGUUACUAACUUAUUCAUUUGUUACAUUUGCUAAAUUUAUAUUUCUUCAUGGCAGAAACCUUGCAUUGAAACAGCAAAGGAAUCUUGGAAAAAUGCAGGGCAUGACGCUUGCAAAAGACUGGCUUGUAUCGACAACUUCUUCGAGUGCAUCAAAAAAAGCCACCCUACGCCUCUACCAUCUCUUCCACCGCUUCAGGUAAAACAAUAACGCAGUUUAUCUGCUACGACUGUUGUGAUUCUUAUUAAUUAACCCCACACCCGGGCACUUCCAGCGCCCCACCCCGGCACCUCCGGUCCCCCACUCAGGCCCCUCCGGUCCCCUACCCCGAUCCCUCCAGCGCCCCACCCCGGCCUCUCCGGCGCCUCACCCCAGCCCCUCCGGCGACCUACUUCCUUCUCUUCUUGAUAUUUUUCAAUGUUUCAAAUCAUCAAUUUAAUAUUAAAGUAAUAUUCGGGCAUCUUAUCUUGAAUUCAAAAGUCCAACAUCCUUUGACUAAAUAGACGUUUUUGUAAAAUCAAUUACGUUCGGCAUAGUAGGCAAAGACACAAAAAUAAACAUGAGGCCAUUUUCGUCGUAUUUGUUUUUAUUGUUUAACCGUAAUAUCAAGGAGUAAAGCUUACGAAAAGGCUGUAAAGAAUUAUUUCUACCUAUUAUACCUCUGUCAAUAGUUAUUAAAUUUGCAUUUUUUUCAAGAGAAAGUUAAGGUGACAUAUCUCACGACGCACUGAAACGUCUAUGUACAAUACAACUGACAUUUAGGACGUAAUAUCUUAAACUGUAUGCGUAAUAUUCGACUGAGUUUCAUCCUCGUCCUUUUAACUAAACAACUGCUGAUAAAUCACUUUUUUAGAGAACAAAACGGGUUGGAGUUUGACAAAACUAACUUUCAUAACUCAGAACGAUGGUGCGUAAAAAUUAAAUCUUUCCUCCGCUCAAUAUCUUUCUUUUAAAAAUCUCAUUGCAGAAAGGCUGCGUGUUUCUCCUGUAUAUGUGCAGGAAGCACAGCCCUACUUGUGCUGGUGAAUUGUGCUGUUUUGUUCGCAUCAAAAGAUGCUUCAAGGCCGUCGCUGAACACUGA
Molecule: messenger RNA, 1806 nt
Organism: Porites evermanni
Lineage: Eukaryota; Metazoa; Cnidaria; Anthozoa; Scleractinia; Poritidae
Source: the annotation of a GenBank genome assembly